AUGUCAAGUAUAUUUACGGACACUGAGAUGAAUGAGCAAUACCAGGAGGACGAUGACUUUAACCAACAAGAAGAGCUAGUAAGUGACCAAGAUAUGAUGGAUGAACAGAAUGAAUUCGAACAAGAUUUCAGAGAUGAAUUUACUGAGGGAGCGUUUUUUUCUGAAUCUGAUCAGUCAGAAGAUAUCCUUAAAGCCGCUUAUGCGGUUGACUCCGUGCAAGACAUUACAACUUUGAAAUUUAGUGAGAAUUUUGCGGAGGAAAUUGGCAAAUACCACUUUUCUACUUUGCAGCUUGCAUUUGAUUUUUAUAUGAAGUACUCAAAGUCGAAGGACUUUAGUGCAAGGAAGAGCAAGACCUUCAAGAAUAGUACUGGCGAGAUUUACAAACAAAAGUUUGUAUGUCAUAGGCAAGGAUUCAGGAUGGAGAAAUAUUACACGAUAGAAAAAAGGAAGAAGGAGCCUAGAUUGAAAACAAGAACUGGAUGUGAAGCCCGAAUGGAUGUUAAAUUUGUACCAGAAAGUGGAAGGUGGCAUAUCUUUUAUUUCUCUGAUGAACACAACCAUGAUCUAUUGGAUACACAGUUCAGUGCUAUGUUGCCUGCCCACAGAAAAAUGUCAGAGGCAGAUAUUAUGCAAAUGAUGAACAUGCUAAAGUCAGGGAUUAGCACCUCACAGAUAUUUGGUCUUCUAGCUAGUCAAGCAGGCGGGUACGAAUUUGUUGGCUAUGGUCCCAGAGAUAUGUACAAUGAGAUUGCUCGGCAAAGGCGUCAAAUUCCUGGUGAUGCAGCACGAGUGUUGAAGAAGUUGGAGGAUAUGCAGUUGAAGGAUCCACAAUUAUAUUUCAAGGCAUGUCAUGAUUCAAGAGGUUUGUUACAUAAUUUGUUCUGGUCUGAUGGGAUUAGCCAACUAGACUACCGACUCUUCGGGGAUGUUAUUGCUUUUGAUGCUACGUAUAAGAAGAACAAGUAUAGUUAUCCAUUAGUCAUAUUCAGUGGGGUUAACCACCACAACCAAACAAUUAUUUUUGCUGCUGCGUUAAUUGUGGACGAAACUACUGAUACAUAUAUUUGGCUCCUGCGUCAGCUCAUGUUUGCAAUGAGGGGCAAGACCCCAAUCUCAAUCAUAACUGAUGGGGCCAUGGCGAUUAGGAAUGCAGUGAGAGAUGUAUUUUCCGAAGUCAGACAUAGAUUAUGCGCUUGGCACCUUAUUCGAAAUGCAACUAGCAAUGUUGGAAAUCCAUCGUUUACAUCUAAGUUUAGAAAAAUCAUGUUGGGAGACUACGAGAUUCCUGUGUUUAAGCGUAAGUGGGUUUAG
Molecule: messenger RNA, 1314 nt
Organism: Arachis stenosperma
Lineage: Eukaryota; Viridiplantae; Streptophyta; Magnoliopsida; Fabales; Fabaceae
Product: protein FAR1-RELATED SEQUENCE 5-like
Exons: 1
Coding region: 1-1314 (437 amino acids)
Source: RefSeq, a predicted model, not a curated record